Mercurialis annua (annual mercury) is the source of this 594-nucleotide messenger RNA. RefSeq lists its product as uncharacterized. Bases 174 to 407 code for a protein of 77 amino acids. The transcript has 2 exons. Gene Ontology annotation, cellular component: endoplasmic reticulum membrane; COPII-coated ER to Golgi transport vesicle; Golgi membrane. Lineage: Eukaryota; Viridiplantae; Streptophyta; Magnoliopsida; Malpighiales; Euphorbiaceae. The record is from RefSeq and is a predicted model, not a curated record. Gene Ontology annotation, biological process: endoplasmic reticulum to Golgi vesicle-mediated transport.
GACGAAAGUUGAGCAUUAGUCUGAUCUGGUGUCGUUUUGAAGUUCUUUUCCCCUAAUUUGGCGUCGCGUGAGGGUUUCAUUUUCUGUAAGAAUUGCGGGUACUGCUGUGGUUCUGUAAGAUUAGUUCGUGUUUAUCCCGAAACUGAGGCAGCGGAACCUUGAUUGUGCGGGGAAUGGGUUUCUGGACUUUUCUAGAAGGGCUUCUGAUGUUUGCAAAUACAUUAGCGAUACUGAACGAAGACAGGUUCCUUGCUCCAAGGGGAUGGACACUGGUUGAACUUCAAGCCAGUCGAAGAAAUUCAAUUAAAGGGCAGAUUAUUGGACUCGUACACGCUUGCCAGUUCAUGAGACUGCCACUCAUACUUUUCAACAUCAUCAUUAUCACGGUGAAGCUGUUUUCUGGCUGAGGUUGAACAGCAUGUACACUGAAUUUCAAAGAAGCCUCAUUUACUGGGGGAUUUUGUACGAUAAUACCAUGUUGGACUCUCUGAUAUAGCAUUGAAUGUAAAAGAAGGUAUUAUUCUUGUUGAUCUGUUAGCCUUUUCAAUUUCUAGACUUGUUUUAUUAAGUAUGAAAAUUUAUUGCUAGUUGUUA